AGUCAGUUCAAACAAAUACAUAAAAUAUAUUUUUGAAAAAAAAUGACUGAAACAUUUGCUUUAACAGAUGAAAAGCUGGACGAGCUAUUCGUCAAGCAGGUGGGCAGCGUGACGCAAAUAGUGGAAAGGUUGCCCCGCAAUAAUGUUAUUAUGUCCACAUGCGCACGUUGGUUCAAGAUCUUUCAGCAUGCCACGCCCGAGGAGAAGUUUGCGCGAAACUGUAUGUUGCUGUUGUUGCACAAGCAGCUCAACGAUCAAAACACACUGAGUUAUCCAUUCACCGAUGCGCGCAGCUGCCAUCGGGAUCUGCGGACGCUGCAUCAGAUGAGCAUUGCAUUGCACCAUACAAGGGAAAGUGUUGAUGAUGAUGAUGAUGACUGCGAUAGUUUCUGCAGCAUGGAGUAUAGUUCGCCUAUCAGUAUACAUUCCUCAGGCAUUAGCUGCAGAGAGAAUGUGAUGCAACGUCUGGAAAAUGCCAAUAAGCUGUUGGCGGAGCAAAAUGCAGCAAUGUCUGGUGAGCUGCAGGUCUUGCAGUUGGAGAAAGAGAGUUUGCUGCAACGUCGUCAAAGCUUUUACGCCAAAGCCGAGACGCUGCGCAAUCAUAAUAAUAUGUAUGGUAAGGAGAUUGGUUAUAUGAAGCAUAUUUUUGCCUGUUCAGCCGUAACGGCUCUGAAGCUGUUUGUGGAACCAACUUUUGUACAGCCGAUACAUUAUUUUGUGACGCUUUUCUCUGUUCUGUGUGAAGAUCAACAGGACCGGACGCAUUUUGAGCAGCUGGAUAAGCAGUUGGGAUGGAUACUGCACGCCCACAUGGACUACUAUACGCGCCUAUCAAUACAAUAUCAGGUCGGCAGGGCAUACGAUGAAAUGCGUGCCAAGGUGAGCAAACGCUACAAAAAGGUGCUCAACAUGCAGGAAGCAACUCGGAUGGAAGAGCUGUCUCUAGUGGCCAUGCGCCAUCUGAUGAUGCUGCGAAAGCUCUUUCUGGAUAGCUACAAAGGCGACAAACUUGCAAAACGGACGGUGCUCAAGUUCUUGCAAGAACGCCAUGAUGAGCUAGCUGAGGGGUUGUAAUGGGUUUUCUACAUUUACCUGGGUAUUAAACGUUCGCAUUGAAUCAUUUGGUCG
Molecule: messenger RNA, 1128 nt
Organism: Drosophila novamexicana
Lineage: Eukaryota; Metazoa; Arthropoda; Insecta; Diptera; Drosophilidae
Exons: 1
Coding region: 43-1074 (343 amino acids)
Source: RefSeq, a predicted model, not a curated record